Molecule: messenger RNA, 1407 nt
Organism: Suncus etruscus (white-toothed pygmy shrew)
Lineage: Eukaryota; Metazoa; Chordata; Mammalia; Eulipotyphla; Soricidae
Product: transmembrane protein 184C-like
Exons: 2
Coding region: 1-1407 (468 amino acids)
Biological process (GO): transport
Molecular function (GO): transporter activity
Source: RefSeq, a predicted model, not a curated record
AUGGUCAAAGCCUCCUCCAGUACCUGCUACUCACCCAUCCCACCGUUCAAACUGCCUCACUUCACCAACGAUACCAACCUUCUGCUAUGCGCGGCCAUUGUGAGUGGAAUGUUGGGCCCCGUCACUGGGGCGACGCCUCGGAUUUCCUCAGAGACUGCGAGCGCUCUUGAAGAGGAAGGCCUACUAAUGUCGAGCUCCCGCAAUUCAAAUAAGUUUCAUUGGAAGCGCUGGCUUCGGCCAAUAAUUUUGACCCUCUACUUCCUGACCCUGGUCCUGGCCGUCCCCGUGGUCAUCUGGCAGCUGCAGCGCCACAACUGGAGCAUCCACACCAAGGCCUGGUUUAUCGCGGGGAUCGGCGUGCUGUUCACCUUGCCCGUGUCCCUCUGGGGCAUCCUGCAGCACGUCGUGCACCUGUCGAGGCCUGACCUGCAGAAGCCCAUCAUCAGGAUCCUCUGGAUGGUGCCCAUCUUCAGCCUGGCCAGUUGGGGCUGUCUGCUCUGGCCCGACCACGCCACCUACCUGGAGACCCUCCGCGAGUUCUACGAGGCCUUUGUCAUCUACAGCUUCAUGGGCCUCUUGGCCAACUUCGUCCAGGCCCAAUACCCGAGUCUGGAAGCCAUCCUGGAGGCCAAAGGGAAGCAAAGGUUUCCCUUCCCCUUCUGCUGGUGUCCCCCGCACCAGGCGGGACAGAGAGUGCUCUGCCGAUGCAAGCUGGCGGUGCUGCAGCACAUCACCAUCAGGCUCUUCAGCUCCGUCAUCGCUGCCAUCUGCGAGUUCCUCCACGUCUACAAGCAUGGAACCAUCAGCGUGUCCAGUGCUUGGCUGUACUUGGCCAUCCUCAACGGAAUGUCAGAGACCUUCGCCGUCUAUUCCCUCGUGGUGCUCCACCAGACCCUCAAGGAGGAGCUGAAGCCCAUCCAGCCCGUGGGGAAGUUUGUGUGCAUGAAGCUGGUGCUAUUUCUGACCAACUGGCAAGGAGUGAUCAUCGCAGGGCUCUUGAAGUCGCACGUGAUAUCCGACACCUCCACCUGGGACUGGCAAACGGCCAAGGCAGUGGGCGCUGGGCUGCAGAACUUUGCCCUCUGUAUGGAGAUGUUCGUGGCUGCCAUCGUUUUCCAGUACAGCUACUCUUACACACCCUACAUGAAAGAACAACGAAGAGGCACGUUUUGGUCCUUCUUCUGGGAGAUCUGGGAUGUGUCAGAUAUUACAGAAGACGUAGUCGCACAGGCCAUGGGGUUCACGGAGUGCUUAUGUGGCAGCACGAAAGGUAUGAGGACAGAAAAGGAGGCGUGUGUCAUUGAAUUGCCGGCUUCCUCACCAGACACACUUCCCACCGCGGGUGCCUCCCCAGCCUCCUCUGGGAACCAGCCAGGCAUUGGACACGCACUGCCAUCGCUUUAUUGA